CGUGUUUUGCUGCCGGCCGAGAUACAAUUGCCUGGUUCGCUCCUGGUGCUGGCCAGGGACUGGAAACUAUGACGUGGUUUGGCCGAAGGCGCAUCCGCCCCGAUUCGGGCCCCUCGGCUCUCAAACUAUUCCGCCUACCGGGCAUACGAGGUGAUUAAAGGACGCGGAUCAAACUCGAACAGAACCUGCCUCGGGUCGAUAAUGGGCAUGCCGCAUCUCAGUGUCAUCAGCUGCAAAGGGUUAUACAGCAGUUGCAUGAGAUCACUGGCACCAAAUACGACCUGGAGUCAUGAUGCCGCUCAGACACAUUCUCCCUCUUUUACUCCAAGUCUUGGACAUAUCGGCUGCAUGCGCAGCCAACACCACGUCAACCCUCUUUCGGAAUGGCACGAUUGUCGCAUUCAACAGAGAGACUGAAUCGCUCGAAGUGAUUCGCAACGGCGCGGUAUUGGUGACAGGCGACCGAAUUGCCAGCAUCUUCCCGAACCUCCCAACCCGCUCUGAGCUGCCGUCCGGCACUGAAGAGGUCGACAUCACGGACAAGAUUCUCACCACUGGCUUUAUCGACACCCACCGACAUGGCUGGCAGACGGCGUUCAAGACGCUUGGGAGCAACACGUCCUUGAUCGAGUACUUCCCUCGGUACAUCGGCUUCGCCGCGCAAGGUCAUGUCAGUGCCGAGGAUGUCUACAUCGGCCAACUGGCGGGCUUGUACGAGGCGCUCAAUGCUGGCGUGACGACUUCCGUGGACCAUGCGCAUCACACGUGGUCUCACGAAGCGGCCGUGGCAGGCUUGCAGGCAUCCAUCGACAGCAAUGCGCGUGUCUUUUGGUGCUAUACAAUUCAGGACAGGGAGAAUUUUAGCAUCGACGAGCAGCUGGCCGACUUGCGAGCAGUUGCUGCCACUGCUUCGUUUCGAGGGACUCCGACGAGCAUGGGAAUUGCGUAUGAUUCGUUUGGACCGAAUCCAAACCUCACCGUGGUGGAGGCGAUUGUUGGACUCAUAAGGGAAUUCAACCUCUCUGUCCUGACAACGCACUCCGUCCAAGGGCCUUAUGGUUUCGACAACUCGCCCGAGGACCUCGACUCUCUCAACAUCCUCAACCUCCCCAUCCCCAUCAUCAUCUCGCACGCCUCCUUCCUCACCGCGGCGGGGGCCACCCUCUUGCGGUCCGCCAACCAAUACAUCUCCAUCACGCCCGAGUCCGAGAUGCACUACGGCCACGGGCACCCGACGGCGCACCUGAUCCUGGACCAGGCCGCGCUGGGCGUCGACACGCACUUUACCUUUUCGACCGACAUCCUGACGCAGGCACGACUGUGGCUUCAGAGCGCGCGGCGCACGCGCUACGAACUCGUCCUUGACCUGUGGCAGACGCCCAUCAACAACCCCAUGUCGGUCAACCAGGCCUUUUUGCUGGCCACGCGCCACGGCGGGCUGGCGCUGCGGAGGGAUGACCUAGGCGUGCUCUGUGAGGGCGCCAAGGCGGAUUUGGUGAUUUGGGACGGGACGAGUCCUGGCAUGCUGGGCUGGGUUGAUCCGGUCGCGGCUGUGAUCCUGCAUGCCAAUAUCGGGGAUGUCCAGGGGGUUAUGGUGGAUGGGCGGUGGAGGAAGAGGGAUGGGAAGAUUGUGGAUAAGAGGUACGAAACGGAGGUGAAGCAGCGGUUCUUGGAAAGUGCAAGGCGGAUUCAGAGGGAUCUUAUCAACACGCCGUUGCCGGUCUUGAAUGGAGGCAUCACGCAGCGGGUGGAUACGCUCAGGGGUGAAGGGGACGGGUAUGCGGAGACGCUUUUAGAAGUUUGAGGAUUAAGCUGAGGUCGGUUCCAACGGCGAUAGCUGAUUCGGACGCUACGAAAGGAUUUCGUUUCCUAGAUCCCACUUCAGGUCAGAUACGUGGGUUACUGACACUUUGGCUGGUAGAUGUCAACACGCUGGGAGACCGCGCAGUAUCUUGGUACCUAACUCCGUCCUGUUUUCUUAUGUUAUACCGCUGUGGGUUCUGAGCC
This is a messenger RNA of Canariomyces notabilis, 2007 nucleotides long. RefSeq names its product amidohydrolase. Gene Ontology annotation, molecular function: deaminase activity. The transcript is spliced from 3 exons. Gene Ontology annotation, cellular component: cytosol. Lineage: Eukaryota; Fungi; Ascomycota; Sordariomycetes; Sordariales; Chaetomiaceae. The record is from RefSeq and is a predicted model, not a curated record. Bases 290 to 1804 code for a protein of 504 amino acids.